Molecule: messenger RNA, 1761 nt
Organism: Cercospora beticola
Lineage: Eukaryota; Fungi; Ascomycota; Dothideomycetes; Mycosphaerellales; Mycosphaerellaceae
Product: EI24 domain-containing protein
Source: RefSeq, a predicted model, not a curated record
GGAACUCGAGGCAGAGCCCUUAUCGCCAUCUCUACUCGCCCUGGCAACUCGGGUAGGCCGAGUACGUGAUACAAUCCCCACAAGCAGUGGAGACUGCCUUCCAUCGACCAGCUCCUCGACGCCGUGCUCGUUGCAAAGAUCUGGUCUGUGCUGGGCCGCGGACAACCUGCACAGCUCAAAAUAGCCAACAGACCUGGGAAGGCAGCGUGGACUUGAGGAAAACACUUACUUGUAUAGCGAAGAGCGAGAUCAGGAACCAGGCACAUCGCGUCAGAUUGUUACGCAGCACCACGACGCGCAGCAAACACGUCAUCGUUCCAGCUCCAGCUUCCUCAAAACUUGUCGCAUGCUCACCUCCACAGCUCUUCCAACACCGACUCAUGAAAUUAGCGACACGAUGAGCAACUCCGGCUCAUUCGGCAGCUUCGAGCUGAACAGCAUCGUGCGAGGCGCCCAAUUGACCGUGGUCGGCGCCAACAGAGCUCUCCAGAACCCAAGCUUGUUCACCAGCGAGCUCUACAAACAGGCGGCUUUGGCUGUGGUAGCUGGGCUGGCAAUCAGGCUACUCGUGGCCAUACCAACGAUCGGCAUCCGCGUGCUUCUCCAAUUCCUCGGCCUCUUCAUCGACCUCUCCGAAACGACCUGGGAUGCGGAUAUCAUCGAUGGCAUCUCCUUCAUCGAGAACUCCGUUCUACAGAUCCCGUUCUUCCUCAUGACCUUCAUCCGUCAGCUGAGCCCAGCAAUGGACCACUUGUUCAUGGAGAGUCUGCAAUGGGUUGACCAGACGUACAUUCAAAAGCACAAAACCGAUGACCCAUCGCAGCUAAGAGCUAUGUACUAUCCGAACUUGAGGAUAUAUAACCAACAAGCCCCUUCGGCGCAAAAGAAGGAACCAUACCAGGCACUAAAAGCAUUCUGCUUCAGAUUCGGCAAGAAGGCGGCUGUGUCGUUGGGAGUGUACCUGCUUUCUCUCCUACCUUACGUGGGAAGAUUUGUACUUCCAGCGGCGUCUUUCUAUACUUUCAACAAGGCUGUAGGACUGCCGCCUGCUUUGCUAAUUUUUGGAAGUUCAAUCUUUUUGCCGAAGCGCUACCUGGUCAUGUUCUUGCAGAGCUACUUCUCCAGCAGAACGCUCAUGCGCGAAUUGCUCGACCCAUAUUUCUCACGAGUUCGCUACACGCCUGAGCAGAAGAAGCAGUGGUUCCGCGACCGAGAAGGUGUGCUCUUCGGCUUCGCGUUCGCCUUUGUCUCUUUCCUCAAGAUCCCACUUCUUGGUGUGCUCAUUUAUGGCAUCGCCGAAGCUUCUACAGCAUACCUCGUUACCAAAAUCACCGAGCCACCGCCAGAGCCACAGCGAAUUGAAGAGUUCAAGAAGGAGGACAUCCACUGGAAGAACAAGCAUGAGUUUGUCAGCCUGCCGCUCGACGCAAUCGACAAACUAAACACGACACUGAAAGAGAAGAGACACAGUGCAACAGAAUCGGAGGUAAAGGCAGGACGUCAGUUUUCGUGAGAACGAGUCGCUGUAUGCAUCACGAACUCCAGGACCUUAUAACAAACGAGCAAUCGCGAUGAACUCCUGUCACCAAUCUCUAAGGUUGUGGUGCAAGCUUCGUGAACGCUGGCUAUACACAGCGAAAGUGACUCAGCAAUGACUCCCUCGAAAGCCAAAUUACGCAAAGACACGAAGCAGCACAGCAUAGCCAUGCCUUGGCCCAAAAUGUUCGCUCCAAUCCCAAUGGCGGGUUUACUUCGGCUCUC